CCGGGGCGCGGGGCGGAUCCGGGGCGGGCGGGCGGUCGGGAAUGAGUUCGGAGCGGGGGAACGUGUCCCGCACGCGGCCCCAGCGCCACCAGAACGCGCGCGCCUUCAGGAACGACAAGUACGACACGAGCGCCCGGCUCAAGAAAAUAAAUGCUAAGCUUCAUGAUGGUGUAUGUCAGCAUUGCAAAGGUAUCUUGGAGUGGCGAGUAAAAUUCAGCAAGUACAAGCUACUAUCAAAACCUAAAAAAUGUGUGAAGUGCCUCCAGAAGACUGUAAAAGAUCCUUAUCAUAUUAUUUGCCGACCAUGUGCUAGUAAACUGGAAAUUUGUGCUAAAUGUGGAAAACAAGAAGAAAUAGUAAUUCCGAUUGACAAAGGACAAGGCAGAACUGAGAGUGAGACUACUAAAAACAGCCAAGAGAGCAAUGGAUUGGAGAAUGAGCUGGAUUUUGAUACAAACUUCAGUAGUGAUGAAGAUUCUGAUGUGCUUGAAGAACAAUUUAAAAGUAUGAACUUCUAAAGGACAGAAGUUCAGUUUAUAUGAGAAACUAUAUGCAAUCAAAAGCAGUAAACCACUUUUAAACUGCUCUGAAAACCUGAUUUGACAUCUAAGGUCUUUACAUGUAAAUGUUGGCACUGUGUACUAUGAUGCUUUUUGAGGGUUUUGUAUAAAUAAAUAUUUUUGUGUAUUAAGAGCAGAAUUUCUUGUGAAAAGAUUCAGAAAUUGAAUUUAUAGGCACAGUUAGUUAUUGUAUAUGUGUAACAACUUCCUGUUUCUCUGGAAUAAAGCCUCUUUAUAUAAU
Messenger RNA from Empidonax traillii (willow flycatcher), 801 nucleotides. RefSeq names its product chromosome unknown C9orf85 homolog (gene CUNH9orf85). Bases 42 to 518 code for a protein of 158 amino acids. The transcript is spliced from 4 exons. NCBI's taxonomy places the organism in Eukaryota, Metazoa, Chordata, Aves, Passeriformes, Tyrannidae. The record is from RefSeq and is a predicted model, not a curated record.